AUGUAUGAGAUUGAAAGGCGCGUGGCCACCCUUCCGCAUCCUGCCUGGAGAACGGGACUUCUUUCACGUGAAGUACCCACAAGGAUUGAAGGUUUCACGGACGGCUCUAAAACUACUGAAGGCACAGCUAGUGCCUUCGUGAUUUUUGAUGCAAGUGGUGAGAUUCAUAAUCAGACGUUUGAGCUGCACCCUGAGUGCUCUAUUUUUCAAGCCGAAAUCUUUGCGGUAUUAAUGGCUAUCAAAUGGUGUAACAUCAAUCUUGUCAAUAUGCCCGUAAAUAUCUACACUGAUAGUGCUGCCACUGUGACCAAACUAAGAAACAAGGACACCACAAACCCCAUCUCUAUCGAUAUUUUCUCUGAGGUUGCAAUGUCAUCUAACAGUUAUGCCGUUAAUUGGAUCAGGGGUCACCAGGGCACUCCAGGAAAUGAAAGAGCAGAUUAUCUGGCACGUAAUGCAACACUGAAUCAUACCAAUCAUCAUGAUUAUGUCCACAAUCCCAAAUCGAAACUCAAGUCACUUGUUUGGAACGAAGCCAUCAAUGCGUGGCAGGCUGAUUGGGACAAGGUCUCAUGUCAGCACAUUACAAAGAGAUUUUUUCCAAGAAUCCAAAACCAUAUGCAGAACAAAUGGAUGCAGCCCAGUCAUAAACUGAUGCAAUUCUUAACUGAACACGGACGCUUUUGUGUAUAUCUUAAGAGAUUCCAUCUCAUAGAUAAUGAUCACUGUAAUCUCUGUGGUACUAAAGAUGGUGUUUUACACUAUCUUUUCAACUGCCCCAUGCUUGAGGAUAUUAGGCAUCACUGGAGGCAGCAAGUAUAUAAACAAUAUGGACUGGCCUGUAAACCCAGACUUCCUUGUUCAUAA
Molecule: messenger RNA, 867 nt
Organism: Centruroides sculpturatus (bark scorpion)
Lineage: Eukaryota; Metazoa; Arthropoda; Arachnida; Scorpiones; Buthidae
Exons: 1
Coding region: 1-867 (288 amino acids)
Biological process (GO): DNA replication, removal of RNA primer
Molecular function (GO): nucleic acid binding; RNA-DNA hybrid ribonuclease activity
Source: RefSeq, a predicted model, not a curated record